GAAGCAGGAGAGAGCGGGAGAGAAGCACGUAGGAGGCGCGGAGGCGAAGGAGGAGGAGGCCUUCUCAUCGCAGAUCAGUGCUACUGACAGGAAGGACCACGUCCAGCCUUCGCUCGCUUGCGCUCGGGGCGGAAAGGAACCGCCCCGAGCUCCUUUGAACAAUCUCGAACGUCCUCAAGGUCAAAACCCCUGCCAGGGCACGAGGUCAACCUUCUUGUCCUGUGGCUCCGGCCACCACAGGGCAAGCCCUUGAAGACACUUCAGACCCGGCAGGGGGUCCGGGUGCUGGCAUUUUGGGCGAAGCCCUAGCAUUUGGAGACCUUUUGCGUGAGAAGUUUGCGCAGGUUGUUGGCCUUUCAAGCGCGUCUACUGUUGAAAGCUCUUCACUAGCCGACAACUUUUCAAGUCGGGGACAAGGACAGCCAGCAUCCUCCUACGAGCCUGAGGAGCAGCAGAACCGUCCUUGGCAAGCGCCACAAACCGUGUACCUAGAGGAAUUUCACGGCAGCCAGAAGUAUUCCGAAGAUCAACCGAGGAGGGAGACAAGCGGAAAGAAACUUCCAACCGGGUUUGCCAGAAAUCCGUUCCUGCAAGACUUGCACGGGACCAAAGGACAAAAGUCUGUUGCUGAGACCAAGAGACCUCUAGAGAAUAGAGAGUCGACUUCUUUCAAGUCAGACAACAGUUCAGAAGGAGCGCCUGCAGACAAAACAGAAGAUUUCGGAGCUCCACAGCGCAUCCUCAAGUCGUUUCUUGAUACAUUUAACAAUUCAUUCAUUGGAGAAAGCUCUGAGGGUCGAGGCUCAAAGGCUGAGAGUGUUAAUUCUGCACAAGGCGCUCAGGAGUCUCCCGUAGAUUCAAAUCCUACCCGUGCGGAGCCCAGUGCGGUUGAGCUCUUAGACGGAACCCCAGCCAUGGUGCGAUGCAUGCGCAAAGGUCAUGGUGCGCUGGAGUGUCCAGUUUGCCUCCAGCUGUUCAACAGGCCUGUCACACCUGUCAACGCCGAGUGCAGAUGUACAUUCUGCGAAUCGUGUUUUGUGAACCUGGUCAAGUUUGGAGGACGAUGCACGAAAUGUGGGCGAGGGCUUCCUCGAGAUCCGAUGCAAGCUGUUGUCAACGCGGAAGUGUUGGAAGCGAUACAAGCUUUUCAACAAUAUGGAGGGGAGGACGCCGAGUAUGCUACCCUUAUGACUGGUUUGAAGGGCAAACCCGACAGGCCCAAGUACCAAAUCUUGAACAUGGAAGAAUUCAAGCUUGAUCCGAAGCCUUUGGCUUCGGGGGCUUAUGGUCAAGUAUUCCGAGGAACAUGGCUAAAGCAGAAUCUGCCAGUAGCAGUGAAGAAAGUUCUACGAACAAGCGUCAUGUCCCGAGAGCAAACGAUCGAGAGCUUCAGAAAAGAGGCUGAGAUCCUGGCAAUGCUUGAUCACCCCCAUGUGCUCAAGUUGUACGGGGCUGUGUUGGACGAAGAGAACAUUUGUAUCGUGACGGAGUUGGUGCCAGGCGGCUCUCUCUUUGAUCUGAUUCACACGAAGCCGUUGCUGAAGCCCGAGGCUGUCAUAGCGAUCAGUACGGGAGUCUGCAAGGGCAUGACUUACUUACACAGCAUGGGAAUCAUUCAUCGCGACCUCAAACCUGGCAACCUUCUGAUGGGGGCGGUCGCGUCUCCUAGUGGUCCGCAGCUGGUUGUCAAAGUCGCAGAUUUUGGCCUUGCGCGGGUCCAGGAUUCUGCGAGGACCAUGACGGGGGGAAUAGGAACGAGUCAAUAUACAGCACCAGAAGUGCUUAGAUCAGAGCGAUACGAUCACAAGGCUGAUGUGUACAGUUUCGGGGUUAUCUUAUGGGAGAUUCAUGCUCGAAAGAUCCCAUACUCAGAAAUGAAUCAAAUGCAAAUAGCAGUGGCGGUUGCCACGCAAGAUCAACGGCCACCACCUCCCAAGAACUGUCCUGCACCCUUCUGGCAGCUGAUGCAGACUCGUCCGCACGAUCGCCCGUCCUUCCCAGAGGUCCUCUCACAACUCGAGGACAUGCAGUUCGUGUUCAACCUGGCAGCGAGUGCUCAUGGUUCCAUCCGUGCCAGCUCAGCGAUGCGGCAACAGCAGUCGCAACAGAACGCAAACGCGUUGCAACAACAGAAGCAGCUUGCUGAGCAGCAAAUGAGGAUGAAUAACCUACAGAUCGAUCCGCAUGCGAGGCCUGCAGCGAACAUUAAUUAUUCUCCACAAUCUCCCAUGGAGCACUUAAACACGCCCCCAGCAGAGGCCGUCUCGCCGAACAUGCAGCAGUACCGAGAGAGCAAGAAUCUCUACGUGCCUGAGAUGUUCGCGACGAUCUCAGAAGCGAUUGCAAACGCUCAGAUGGAGGAUCAGAUCUUCGUGUCUCCUGGCCAUUACGUGGAGACGAUCUCUAUCAGGAACCUAACUGUUUCGAUCGUUGGAAACGGCAACAUGCAGAACAUUCUUCUGGAGGGGCCGACCGGCGCCAUGGUCAUCUCGCAAGAAGGCGGCCUCGUGCGCAUUAGCAACCUCAUGAUCAGGAGCGCGGACGCUCCUGCCUACAAGUUAGUUGGAGGACAACUGAUAAUGGAGGAUUGCAAUGUGAGCGGAGGGAAGAUGGGCCUCUGGGCGUACGGGGGAUGCGAGUGCUGCAUCCGUCGAUCUGUCAUCUGCCGAUGCGAUCGGCAAGGAAUGUAUUUAGGGGAAAAAUGCGUCGCAGUGGUGGAGUCCUGCAGCAUUUUUGAGAACGGCGAUCACGGGAUUCUUGUGCUCAACGAUGGAGCACGGCUGAGCAUGACGCGGAGCAUGGUCUCUUACAAUCAGGGAGCAGCUGUCGCCAUCGAUCAGUUUGCGGGAGGGAAGGUGGAGAACAACGACCUCAGGAACAACAUGCAGGGCCCUUGUCUCGUGGGCGUCCAGAGUCAAAACUUGGUGUCUGUCACCAACAACUUGACCUGAGCUACUAGAGCAGUGACUGUGUGACUUACAACAAACUUUUACUCUCAC
Messenger RNA from Guillardia theta CCMP2712, 2999 nucleotides. RefSeq lists its product as hypothetical. Gene Ontology annotation, molecular function: protein kinase activity; ATP binding. The coding region runs from base 915 to 2951 and encodes 678 amino acids. NCBI's taxonomy places the organism in Eukaryota, Cryptophyceae, Pyrenomonadales, Geminigeraceae. The record is from RefSeq and is a predicted model, not a curated record. The transcript is spliced from 23 exons. Gene Ontology annotation, biological process: protein phosphorylation.